CCUUCUUGUUCUGGUCGUUGUUCCCGUCUGAGUAUCAGCUCCCCAUUGCCCCGAGGGCCAGCGGGCCUGCAGCAGAGGAAAGAAGGAGGAGGAGAAGGAGAUUGUCCCGGAUCCGUGCAGUCUUUCCAUAGGUUGCGGCACCACACCAGGCUAAAGAAGAGGAAGGAAAUUAACCCCGAUCCGUGAAGGUCGAUUUGAGGGUCUGCUGUAGCAGGUGGCACCAGUUUAAACGAGGGAGGAAGUUUCCUCGGAUCAGUAGAGAUUGCAAGGGUUGUUGGGCGUGGCACAUCUCCAGGGGAGGGAAGAAGGGGCAAACUGCCUGUCUGGAGGAGGUCCACCUCCAGAAUCAGUUGCCGUGGCCUUGAAGUGGCUGAAGACGAUAAUCCUCCACAGGCCUGCACCCAGGCCAGGCCCAUAGCCCUCCUCCCCCAGCCUGAGUGACCACUCUGUUCCUUGGUCCCUGAUACCAUCAGGGACGAUUGCAUGGGCUACGCCAGGAAAGUAGGCUGGGUGACUGCGGGACUGGUGAUUGGGGCUGGCGCCUGCUAUUGCAUUUAUAGACUGACCAGAGGAAGAAAACAGAACAAGGAGAAAAUGGCUGAGGGAGGGUCUGGGGAUGUGGAUGAUGUUGGGGAUUGUCCUGGGGCCAGGUACAAUGACUGGUCUGAUGAUGAUGAUGACAACAGUGAGAACAAAGGUAUAGUAUGGUACCCACCUUGGGCCCGGAUUGGGACUGAGGCUGGAACCAGAGCUAGGGCCAGGGCAAGGGCCAGGGCCACCCGGGCUCGUCGAGCUGUCCAGAAAAGGGCUUCCCCCAAUUCAGAUGAUACUAUUUUGUCCCCUCAAGAGCUGCAGAAAGUUCUUUGCUUGGUUGAGAUGUCUGAAAAGCCUUAUAUUCUUGAAGCAGCUUUAAUUGCUCUGGGUAACAAUGCUGCUUAUGCAUUUAACAGAGAUAUUAUUCGUGAUCUGGGUGGUCUCCCAAUUGUUGCAAAGAUUCUCAAUACUCGGGAUCCCAUAGUGAAGGAAAAGGCUUUAAUUGUCCUAAAUAACUUGAGUGUGAAUGCUGAAAAUCAGCGCAGGCUUAAGAUAUACAUGAAUCAAGUCUGUGAUGACACAAUCACUUCUCGAUUGAACUCAUCUGUGCAGCUGGCAGGUCUAAGAUUGCUUACGAACAUGACUGUUACUAAUGAGUAUCAGCACAUGCUUGCUAAUUCCAUUUCAGACUUUUUCCGUUUAUUUUCAGCAGGAAAUGAAGAAACCAAAUUUCAGGUUUUGAAACUCCUUUUGAAUUUGGCUGAAAAUCCAGCCAUGACGAGAGAACUGCUCAGGGCCCAAGUACCAUCCUCGCUGGGUUCCCUCUUUAACAAGAAGGAGAACAAAGAGGUGAUUCUUAAGCUUCUGGUCAUAUUCGAGAACAUAAAUGACAAUUUUAAAUGGGAGGAAAAUGAAUCUACUCAGAAUCAAUUCAGCGAAGGUUCACUUUUUUCCUUUUUAAAAGAAUUUCAGGUGUGUGCUGAUAAGAUUCUGGGGCUAGAAAGUCAUCAUGAUAUUUUGGUAAAAGUGAAAGUUGGAAAAUUCGUGGCCAAACUGGCUGAGAAUAUGUUCCCAAAGAGCCAGGAAUAAGUUCUUGAUUUUGUAGUUUAGAAGCAACACAUGUUGUAAACUAUUCCUUUUCUCCACCUUGUCUAUAUGGUAAAGGAAUCCUUUCAGCUGCCAGUUUUGAGUAAUGAAUAUCAUAUUGUAUCAUCAAUGCUGAUAUUUAUCUGAGUUGGUCUGCAGGCCUAAGCUGGAUGAAUGAAUAUCACUACCUGUUCUGAAAAUGUUUGUUUCUUUUUAUCUCACUGCCUAGAUUGAAAUAUUUUUACUAUUUCUUCUGCAUAAGUGACAGUGAACCAGUUCCUCAUAAAUAAGCUCCCUCCUGUCAUUUGCAUUGACUGCAUUUGUGUAUCAACAAUGAAGUUGUGUGUUAAUGCUGGAAAGAAAAAAAAGAGAGAAACCAUACUUAUCUUUCAGUUUAUAAUCUAGUUGGAGAGAUAAGAAACAUACAAACAAAAAGAAAACAAUAUCUCAAGCAUAUACUCUUUGUUAAAUAUUCGCACUCAGAGCACAGAGAAAGCAAAAGUUUCUGCAGGAUACAGUAGUCACCUACAGAUUUAUGGAGGAAGUGUUCAUUUAAAAUGAAUCCUCAGUGGGGUAGGUAGUUAGGGAGUUCCAUGUGAUGGGAGUGAAGGGGGACUGGUGUGAGAAAGGCAUGGAGGUAGGAACUCUUGCUGUGACAGUGAGGAGACUAGUCUGUUUAGAGUGGAAAGUGUGACUGGAAGUAAAUAAAUUUGGAAAGUUGGCUGAAGCCAGUUUGUGGAGAACUGUUUGAAUAUUACCUCACCGAACGCUGAGAGCCAGUGAAUAAUUUUGACUAGAAAGAAAAAUUGGAAUUCAUAUAGAAGUCCCUCUCUCACCUACUGUGCAGUGUCCAUGAGAGAAUGGCAGAAAUGGAGCCUUUCACACCCUGGUGGUAGGAAUUCGCUUACACUGGCACAAGGUUUGCAGAGGGCCAUUUGGUAAUACAUAUCAUUAGCCUUAAAAUAUGUAAUCCCUUUGUCCUAAGGAAAUAGUUGAAUCAUUGGCCAAAGAUUGUAUGUACAAGGCUGUUUAUCCCAGCACUGUGUGAAAUAGUAAAAAUUGAAAACAACUUAAACAAUUUAGCACACUGGACUGGUUACAUAAAUUAAGGAAUAUUCACAUGGUGUAAGAUAAAUAUGUCAACUGCAGUCCAUAUUGUCAGGGAAUGAUAUUCAUCAUGCACUGUUAAGUGAGAAAGGUAGGUUAGAUAGGAGUCUUCUUAGUAUGAUUCAGUUUUUCUGAGAAUAUAAGAUAUUUAAGUAGACACUAAAACCUCUGAAAUUACAGACAUCCAAAUAGUAACAGUGAUUGUCUUUGGGUGUAAGGAUAGUAUAAUUUUUACCUUUUUACUUUUUAUUCAUCUAUAUGUUCUUAUUAACCUAAAACAAAUACUGAUUUUUCAAAAGUUUUUGAAAAAGGAAAGUGUUGGGAAUGGAGCAGGUGAUUGAUUGGAGCACGAACUGAGUAGAAAAAGUAUUUACAUUAAACAUAAGAUGGGUUGAAGUUUUCUCUCUGAAAUAAUAGAUGAGUGCUAAAGAUGGGGCUCGCUGAAAGAAUUAAAUGAAGUAAUAUAUGUGAAAUACUUAGAAUUUUCUGGCACAUAGCAAUUAAUUAAGAAAAUUGAGCACACUUAGUUCCUUAGAAUUCAGUGUCGAUAGUUGUUCUGGUUGACCUUUGUGUUGCUGGGGGCAUUCUGCCAUGUGUCAGCAUCAUUUAAUAAAUAAUAACAACAAUAAAAGUUAGCAUUUAUUAAGUGACUACUGUGUAGAGUGAUGUCAUUCCUGCAAGGCAACUGUUAACAAUAGUUUCUCAAAGAAAUAGGCUUUUCUUUUUACUACGUACUCAAGAUGUUUUAUCAGACAUGAUCUCACCUGCCCUUACAAUGUAUUGUUGGUCAGUUUGGGGGUGUUA
Messenger RNA from Budorcas taxicolor (takin), 3531 nucleotides. RefSeq names its product armadillo repeat containing X-linked 3 (gene ARMCX3). Gene Ontology annotation, molecular function: protein binding. The record is from RefSeq and is a predicted model, not a curated record. Bases 484 to 1623 code for a protein of 379 amino acids. Lineage: Eukaryota; Metazoa; Chordata; Mammalia; Artiodactyla; Bovidae. The transcript has 5 exons. Gene Ontology annotation, cellular component: mitochondrion.